Messenger RNA from Adineta steineri, 272 nucleotides. Lineage: Eukaryota; Metazoa; Rotifera; Eurotatoria; Adinetida; Adinetidae. The record is from the annotation of a GenBank genome assembly.
CCAUUGUUCUUGUUGAUAUAGUAGGAAAGAAUAAAUUAUCGGAUGCUUUUGGAAUUCUUUUACUUUUUAUUGGAGUUGCAGUGGCAAUUGGAACACCGAUUGUUGGAGCAAUGAGAGAUGCAUUUUCAGAUUUUACUCGACCAUAUCUUUGGCCUUAUCUUAUUUCUGGUAGUUGUACUGUCCUUAGCGGGGUCAUACUAUUUGACAUUCCAUCUUCACAACGAAAGAAACCAAAUGCACGUCAAACCGAAGUGAAUGUUGAGGCGUCUUAA